Messenger RNA from Impatiens glandulifera, 1778 nucleotides. RefSeq names its product putative glycerol-3-phosphate transporter 2. Gene Ontology annotation, biological process: transmembrane transport. Gene Ontology annotation, molecular function: transmembrane transporter activity. The coding region runs from base 168 to 1658 and encodes 496 amino acids. The record is from RefSeq and is a predicted model, not a curated record. The transcript has 4 exons. Gene Ontology annotation, cellular component: membrane. NCBI's taxonomy places the organism in Eukaryota, Viridiplantae, Streptophyta, Magnoliopsida, Ericales, Balsaminaceae.
GGUAACAUAUUAGAUUUUCUUUGAAUAUUCUUCUUCCAACGUUUGCGUUGAGGGCUCCAUGGUCAACGCCCUUUUGAUAGGUGGAGUUUCCAGAUCGGCGAAGAAGGAGAAAGACCCAUUUCGUGGAUGAGCAUUUACGGCUACUAUUAGUGGUCUCCCCACCGUCUAUGGCCUAUACUCUCUCUUUCUUUCUUCCUCGUCGUCUUCGAUCCAUUUCCAACUCUUUCUUCCCCAAAUUUCCGGCCACCAUGAAAACAAGAACAAUAUGUGGGAUUUCACUGUCACUUAUAAUCAUCAACCUUGCUUCGAUAAUGGAGCGUGCCGAUGAAAAUCUCCUACCAUCGGUGUACAAAGAAGUGAGCGAAGCUUUCAAUGCUGGUCCAUCGGAUCUAGGCUACCUCACCUUCAUAAGGAACUUUGUACAGGGACUUGCUUCACCAUUGGCUGGGAUAUUAGCCAUCAAUCACGACCGUCCAACAGUUCUUGCGAUGGGUACAAUGUGUUGGGCCUUAUCGACGGCUGCGGUUGGCGUUAGCCAACGUUUCAUUCAAGUUGCGUUCUGGAGGGCAGUCAAUGGCUUUGGCCUCGCCAUUGUGAUUCCAGCUUUGCAAUCGUUCAUUGCAGACAGUUAUUUGGACGGAGUAAGGGGAGCUGGAUUCGGGUUUCUGAAUCUUGUGGGUAUGGUGGGUGGAAUUGGAGGCGGUGUUCUUGCAACGAUCAUGGCUGGACAUGAGUAUUUGGGGAUUCCUGGUUGGCGAUUUGCGUUUGUCAUGAUGGCUUCUUUGAGUGUGUUCAUUGGCUGUCUUGUUUAUCUGUUUGUGGUUGAUCCUAGAAUGUUAACUAGUAUCGAUCAUUCCCCUGGUAGGGAUAAUCGUGAAAGAAUUGAAUUGCUUGAAAAAGGGAAUGCUGCUAAUUCGACGUCUCUCUGGCUAGAGUCGUGGGCUGCAACGAAAGCUGUCAUUAGAGUGAAGACGUUUCAGAUCAUCGUGUUGCAGGGUCUGGUUGGCUCAUUACCAUGGACUGCAAUGGUGUUCUUCACAUUGUGGUUCGAACUAAUUGGUUUUGAUCAUAACAGCACAGCAACUCUCCUGAGCCUUUUCGCAGCAGGAUGUGCAAUGGGUUCGUUUCUAGGUGGAAUAAUAGCGGACAGAAUGUCUCGUGUAUACCCAUAUUACGGGCGAGUGAUCUGCGCUCAAUUCAGCGCAUUUAUGGGCAUCCCAUUCUCGUGGUUCCUUCUAGUGGUCAUCCCUCAGUCAGUAUCCAGUUACAACACGUUCUGUGUAACGCUGUUUCUCAUGGGACUAACCAUUAGCUGGAAUGCAACGGCUGCCAACGGUCCCAUGUUUGCUGAGGUUGUGCCCGCGAAACACAGGACCAUGAUCUAUGCGUUUGAUCGGGCGUUUGAGGUGUCCUUCUCUUCCUUUGCUGCACCUGUGGUUGGAAUCCUGGCUGAGAAGAUGUAUGGGUAUGAUCCCAAAACAAUUGAUCCGGUUUUGGGAUCUGCAAAGGAGGCCUAUGCUUUGUCAAGGGGGUUGUUUAAUAUGAUGGCGGUUCCUUUUGGUUUGUGUUGUUUGUUUUAUACUCCUCUUUAUUGGGUUUUUAGGAGAGAUCGAGAGACUGCUAGAAUGUCUAGUUUAAAAGAAGAAGAGAUGUUUUGAGACUGUUUCUAAAUAGGUAAGUUGUAGCCUGUUGGGAAGAAGAAGAAACAUGUUUGAAACAUUCUUAAUUUUAACAUUAUUUGGAUCCUAAUCAAGAUCAUGCAUGGAAAAUCUGAUAGA